This is a messenger RNA of Plectropomus leopardus (leopard coralgrouper), 961 nucleotides long. NCBI's taxonomy places the organism in Eukaryota, Metazoa, Chordata, Actinopteri, Perciformes, Serranidae. The record is from RefSeq and is a predicted model, not a curated record.
GGAAAAUCUCUGUUUACGUCCUGCCUGUGUGUCUCAUGUGUCCGCGUUGGUUUAUUUUACAAAACUGUCAUAUUUUAGAGGCGUUAUUGAAACUGUGGUCGUGUCGGGAUGCAAACGUCGGCUUCAGACGGAGGAGAAAAGUCGCAACAGUCGCUGGUUUUCUUUGACUUGGAGACGACUGGACUGGGUCAGAGUUGUGAGAUUGUCCAGCUGGCUGCAGUGAGUGGAGGCCACUCUCUCAACCUUUACGUCAUCCCUCGAUGUCGAAUGCAGCGUGGAGCAGCCAAAGUGACCGGAUUCAGGGUCCACAGACAGAGACUGUACCUCCAUCGCCAGCUUGUUCUCACCAACUCCCUGCGAGAGGUCCUGGUCUCCUUCAUAGCUUUCCUUCAGAUGCUUGGGUGCCCGCUUGUCAUCGGCCACAACAUUCGCCGCUUCGACUGUCGGCUGUUGGCUCGAGCUCUCGAUGAACUGGACCUCAAAGCAGACUUUGAGUCAGCAGUCUCUGGCUGUGUUGACACACUACCACUGGCUCGAGAGAUGCUUAAGGAGCUCGGCCUCCAGAGUUUCCGACAGGAGAACCUGGUCAGGGAGCUGCUGGGUAUGAACUACAAGGCCCAUGAUGCUUUGGAGGAUGUGCGAGCAUUGCAGGCACUGUAUGGCGUGCUUCAGCCCACACCAGACUUGAUUAGUAAGCAUAUGUUCACUCUGGACACCAUGGAAAACAAACUAUCUGCUAAAUCCAAAGUGCCCUGUGAGCCAGCAGUACAGCGCCCCCUGUGGGAGCACUUCAGACAGACAGUGAAGGUCACAGAGAGCAACGAAGAAGAAGCCGCAAGGUAGAGCAUAUGAAACGUGCCGAAUUUGUUGACGGCACAGCUGGAGAGGCUGUUGUUCUCGUGCAAACAGCUGAAGCUGUCCGUUUGUGGUUGAUGGUGGAACAAAUGAUAAACUGACAGAG